This is a messenger RNA of Paramuricea clavata, 5297 nucleotides long. Lineage: Eukaryota; Metazoa; Cnidaria; Anthozoa; Malacalcyonacea; Plexauridae. The record is from the annotation of a GenBank genome assembly.
AUACGUCAAAUUCAACAAAACCAAGUCUGGAUGAUGAUGCAAAAUCUACACAUUCAACACCUCCUAAGAAAGGUGAGUAGCUGCAGGGCCUUUUUUAACAUACAAGGGGGGGGGGGGGAAUGCCCCCCCCAAGUCCCCCCUUCUCACGAAAUCAUAUUUUGCCCCCCCCCCCAGGAAAAGUCCCUUUUCCCUAAAUUUAUACAGACAAACCAGCGAAGAAUAACAAAUACAUAAGCGGAAAGUAAGUUUUAGGCUUUAUCCUUAGUCUUUGUUUAACAAAAUCGAUUUAAAUUGUACGUUUUUCUACCACUAAGUAAUGAUAAAUUAUUGUAACUAAUAAUUAUUAUAUUUUUGGUGCGUUUCUUCCUUCUUUUAUUUCAAAUACAAGUAUAGUAGCAUAGAUUUUAGAGCAAAUCAGGAAUUUUCAGAAUGCAGGAAAUAGCAUUUCCGGGUUUCAAAUUUCAAACAUUUUCUGGGGAGUAUGCCCCACACAACGUGGCCUUUGGCCAUUGCUAUCCCCCUCUAAUAAGUAAUGAUAAAUUACAGUUAAUAUUUUUUUACUUUUUGUGCGUUUUUUCCUUCUUUUAUUUCAAAUACAAGUACAGUUAGCAUAAAUUUUGGAGCAAUUUUGGAUGCUCAGAAUGCAGGAAAUGGCAUUUCCGGGUUUCAAAUUUCAAAAAUUUUCUCAUACUCCCCCAGACCACCCCCCUAUAAAUGCGUGGUAUCACUGGUAUGUUGGCCACACACAUGGCCUUCAGCCAUUGCCUAUCCCCCUCUAAUAUAUAAGCUCACAUAAAGGUUCCUUUUCAAAAAAUCCCCCCCCCCCUCCCAGGAAAAUCCUUAAAAAAGGCCCUGAGUAGCUGUUCAUUAUAUACAAGAACAGAACGGAGUGUGCAUAUCACUAUAAGUUCGGCCACCACUGUCCCACCAGAGACUGAAGUGACAUCAAUCUUAUGACGUGCCAUUUUGGGGAAAAAAUCAGGUGCAUUGACAGGGCAAAAUUGAAACGAAGUAUAGUUAAAUAUUUGCCAUAUCGCUCCAUGUUGGACUGUUGGUUUAACUGAAAUUAUUGAUUAAGUCAUUAUCAUUAUUAAAACAGGACUCUAUUAAUUUUCUUACUUUGGUGUAGGCCCUCCUUCAGCAAUGGGGCCAUGUUAGGGGACUCUUACAAAUAUAUGUAGCACAGACUGUUAUAGGGGCCGUUGAUCAAAAGAAUUUGGCCUGCUUUUUUUCACCAUUAAAUUAAGAAUUUUCAAGCUCCGGGAUGUAAGAUGGCAAUUUUAAUUUAAUUUAAUUUAUAUAACAAUUUUAAUAACAAUUAUAAUUUAAUUCAAUAUCUUUAAUUCACGCAGGCACAACUUGGAUAAAACACUAUUACAUUCGUGUUUUUAUAAUAAAUCUUUCGAGCGAAGAAGCACUACUGUUCACGAAUUUUACUGGAGUGAAAAUAACCACUCGUCUUUUGACUUACAAGACUUACAUCUUUAAUAAAACAUUGUCUCAUCCUGCGAUUUACUGUAUAUGGGCGACAGAUAGCAAUAGUAAGAAAUUGUUGGUCUCGGGUAAAGUGCAAAGUUUGUACAUCAGAACGUCUGCAACAAAAAGUGUAUCACAUUUAUUUAUCAUCACACAACGUAAGUAUCGUAUUAAAAUAGUGUUCCAAUAAAAUAGUAUCAAAAGUUUUUAUUUUUUAUUUAUUUGAUUUUGCCCAAUAAUAAAUUGCUUCGUGUAACAAGUUGCGGAGAUGUACAAUCCUUAGUGCGUUAACAGGCCGAAACGAGAACUAUAUAGAGCUGUUUCGAGUUUGGAACUUAAGUGACGUAAUCAUGGUAACCUCUAAAACGAACACCUAUCUGAUAUUGCCCCUUCUGCUGCUGUAGAGAGAACUGUAAUUGUAUCAUCAUUUUUUAGUUCCAAAGACUACGGUACAAACUGAAACAAUUACCGCAACCACCACAACUACAGGUUUGUAUAACGUUUUGAAAUGAUCAAUUUGAUUUCAUUUUCAAUCAACCAAUCCAGACUGCUAUAAUAUACCCUUUUUCACCCUUGGAGCAUCGUAGUCAGGAAUCAAGACGAAAAGAAAUUUCUCGCGAUUCAUGAGAAUGAUGAGAGAUUUGUGACGUAACUAUUUCGAAAGGGCAUGUAUUCAUCAUCGUCGUCAAUUUCGCAUGUCCAGACAACCAGAGCCAAUGAUUUCCUUUGGGUCCGAGAUUUGUAUUAUCCGUAUCAUCAUUGUGAGACUGUAAGGCUAUUAUUUAGAAUGCCUGACAAUUCAGGUGUAGGUUCAAUCACUUAGAUUUUUCUUUUCUAUUGUUGUGUUAUGGCAUGACAUGCACACCAACUCAUGCAGUAUUGACUCUUGUCUCUUCCAAGAUACUGUACUUGAUUUUUACUGUAGCUUUUUUCUGCUUUCACCUGAGUGCAUCCACAUUUAGGGCCAAGGGAAACGUUUUAUUUGGUCCACAAAAUGUGGCAAACUGGAACAUCAGGAAACAUGCGACUGCAUGUAUAUUAUUAUACCACAGUGUAUACGGUAUAUUUACUUUGUUAUUGUUAUAAUACUGUAGUUUGACAUAAUACUAAUUCUGAGUACUUAUUUAUUUUAAAAUCUCACUUGUUAUAAUAUUAAUCAUUUGAUAUUAGUAAUGAUUAAUAUAAUUAUUAUAACAUUAUAGUGAUCGGGUUUCGCAUGCAUGCAUGUAUACUACUGAAGACAAUUUUGGUAAAAAAGUCACUCCUAUAAGAUUCAUCGUAUAGCAUUUUAACUUCAGUUCUUUCUAGAGCAUCUUCAUCGUUUUUCUUCACUGCCCAAGUUCCUUUCCCUAUAUACAUCAUCAUUCAUCACUGAUCUAUCACUGUUUUAUACAUUUUUAACUGAGCUUUCUGUUACACGUUCAGUGCAUUGCCUCGCGCCAUAAUUAAGUUUCAAAUUUGCAUGCGCGGGAGAGAAGAGUAAUUUAUUGUUUUACUCUGACUGUCGUGCUCAUCUACAUGCAUAAACUACACACGCAGAUGAUUUUUUUUAGUUCGAUCAACUACAGAGACUUCAACAGAAUUCGCUACGAUGAAAAACGAAACUUCAGGUACGUAACACAAUAACGAUAUUCAAACAUUGGAAAGAAUUGAACAAUCACGGCACCUCUUGCAUGGCAAAUUACUAUGACACGGCGCUUAACACUACGGAUAAUGCAAGUUUCAAUUUUCUAUUUGCUAUAGUAAAACAAAAUUUUGCCUGGAACCUUUUCAGCAAUGCUUGUAGUUAAUUUAGAGAAAGUAAUAAAAGAUUGAAACAAAGAAUUUAAAUUCAACUGAAGAAUCCAACUCAUUCAUCACGAGAACCGCUCUCUUUUGCCCUCCAUAAUUCUGCAAAAUUUUGGCGAACGUUUGUGCUCGGCUUCAUUUUUAAGUUUAAUAUGUAAUUUUGAUUGCCUUUAAAUAAAUAACCCUUUUUCUUCAGAACAUAGCAGUGAAGCAGGUUAUAGUACCACCUCAAUCAAACCUCCAAACGCGUAUAAACAUGAUGAACAUGAACACAAACUGACGUUUUAUAUCUCUGUUGGUUUUGGGUCAGCUUUCGGAGUGCUGCUCUUCUCCCUGAUUAUUCUUCUGGCCAGACGGUGAGUAUAAAAUUAUUGUGCCAAAGCUUAAAAUCGUCAACUCAAUGCACAAAGUAUGAAUUAAGUUAAUUAAAGAUGAUGUAUAUAAAACUUUUGUUAUAAAAUUACAAUAGUCCUUUAAUUCCUUUUAAGGCUCAUUUAUAUACUUGCCAGUCUAGUGCUAUAUUCUUGUUCUAUAAUGGAUGUCAACGAGUAUUUAAUUUAUGAAUGUUCUUAAAUGGGGGGAGGGGCCUUAACUUCUUAUGUAUGUACCCUCAUCUGAACAUUUUACCAUUCAUACUAUAACGUCUUCACCUUCGGCUUCACGUUCCCUUUGUUAAAUAAACAGAUCUAUACGUAAGAAAAAAGAGGGCAAGAAAAGAGCGGUUUACUGGGCUAAAAUAAACAGAACUUGUCAGAGGUAAGAAGUCAAGUCGAUAGCAUAGAAUGAUAAAUUAUGAUUUACUGCUAUACUAAUUUGGUGAAAGAACUCCAUAUAGUAUAUGCGCUGUCAUUUCAUGCAACAUGCAUGUUUAGUUUUAUAUGCAAGUAAAAAGAUUUACCUUUCUACGUCUAGUCAAUACAUACCUAACGAAGAGGUCUCCACAAAUAAUCCUAUGUACGAGGGGUAAGUAAAAGAUAUAUGAGAAAUGAGAAGGGAGCUAGGAGGUGAUAAAUUAUACCGUCAUGAGCUGAUAAAAAUAUUCAUUGCGGUUAUGCUCGAAAACUAACUUCAAUGUUUGACAUGCAGGUUUCAAUCUCAUUCAAAUCACGAAAUCUUCGAUUUAGUGUCGGCCGCUGGGUAAACACCCCUUAAUUUAGAAUCACCAAAAACAUUCCACUCAAGGUUGCUAAUAGCUUAUAAUUAAUUUUUACAACAGAUGGAACAGCGAAAUACAUGUAAUUCGUUCCGGUUGUGUUUCAUCUGAUCUGCAUGCCAAGUAUUUUUUAUAACUAUAGCCUCGCGUCGAUUGGGUGCAGGGCCGUACGCAGGAUUUUUCAUCGGGGGGGGGGGGGGGGCAGUAAGGCCUAUAUGCCGAAAAAAGUCCCGAAUAUCCAAAGAAUAAUUAGCAAUAAAUAUAUCGUAAAUAUAGUAAGGUUUUCUCUACGGGGGCAGUUGUCCCCCCCCCUCCCGCUGUGUACCGCCCUGAUUGGGUGAGCCAGUUGGAACCUAACAUACUCGUUAUAUACAAAGUUUGAAGUUUAAAGAACACAGACAUACAAUUUAUCUGCGAUCGUCAUGCUCAUCCUUAAGAUAUGGAUGCAUACAACCGAAACUACUAAUUUAAUUAUACCAAUUACUAUAUAACUUGGCGAUUAUGUUUCUAUAGAUCCCGCUCGAGAACAACGAGCAAUGUUCUGUAUGGUGUCCCUGAACAAGCAGAAGAUAUCAGAUCUGAAUUUCCUCGUAAAAAUGACUACAUUGUAACUCCUCUGCAACAAUCACCAAAACCAGAUCUUGUGGUUAGCAAUGCCUGCGCUCUAUAUCAAAAUGCUGAUGAGCUCUACAGUGAACCAAAGAAAGUGCCUGGAAGUGUCGGAAAUGGCAACUAUGAACGUAUAACAAGCUGUAUUCUGAAGAAAAAUAGUGAAGCAAGAGAGAGUACAGGAUCUUACGCUGAACCAUGCGUUAUCUUCAAUGGAAUUUUUAUUUCAGAGAAUACUGGCUAUGUUUCUGUUGAACACAAGAGCAACUGA